Haliotis rufescens (red abalone) is the source of this 1274-nucleotide messenger RNA. RefSeq names its product low-density lipoprotein receptor-related protein 12-like. Lineage: Eukaryota; Metazoa; Mollusca; Gastropoda; Lepetellida; Haliotidae. The transcript has 5 exons. The record is from RefSeq and is a predicted model, not a curated record. Gene Ontology annotation, molecular function: protein binding. The coding region runs from base 86 to 859 and encodes 257 amino acids.
CUCAAAAUUCUUAAACAUGCACAUUGAUGCACGUUGAUGCACCUGUGCUGUACACCUCUUCUGCUAUUGACUUGAUACAGCUGCAAUGAGUUUACUCAAAGUCACCGUCGUUCUUUUGUGUUUGAGGCUUGAUGAUAGCUCUGCACCUACCGUUUACUACCUUGACGACGAAUGCAACAAAACAACCAGAAUGACGAAGGACGUGAGAUUCCAACUAACCCUCCACCCUAAUGUCCAUCUGCGCUACAAUUGGUUGUGUACCAGCACCGUCAAGACAGAUGUAGCAGGUGACCUUCUCCUUGUCGGCGUCAGAAGUCUCAACACAGUAUCAACAUCCAGCUGCACCCAAAACAGCUUGACAAUAAUGGAUACUGACAAGGAGACAGCUUUGAAUGGGAUGCACGGGGAGUGUGGGUCUACAAUGUCCAAUAGGAGCUACACUACCCAGGGAGACGCUGUCACACUCAAGUUCCGGACAGAUGAUACUACCCAGAUUGGUCAAUUUGACAUCCUUGUCACGUCCUUCAAUAUGGCCAUAAACCAUACUUGUUUAAGUAGUCGUUAUUUAUGCAACAACAACCGCUGCAUCAACAAGUUUUUAACCUGCAAUGGCUUCGACGACUGCGGCGACGACAGUGAUGAGAUUGAUGGAUGUAGUGAUACCAUAAGUGGAGCUGCCAUUACAGGCAUCGUCGUUGGAGUGUUGCUAUUCUUUGCUGUAUGCGUAUCCCUUGCCAUCAUUGGACGAUCCAAGAGUACCAACUAUCGGAGACUUGAUGAGCUCCGGCCUAUCAAGUUCACCAAUAGGGGCUACUUAGGCGAUAUCCAGUAUAGGAAACAGCCGUCGUACCGGAAGUAGUUCUAUCUGGAACACGACCACUUGGACGACAUCAACGUGAAUGACUAUCGCAUCAGGACAUGUACAACAUCACAGGACAUGUUAUAGGAACUAUUGUGUAUCGAUGUUUGUUGUUUAAAACGCCGCGCUCAGCAAUAGUCCAGCUGUAUGACGGUUCCCUAUGAUGACUCGGAUCUGGACCAGACAAUCCAGUAACUGACAUCACAAGCAUCGAUCUACGUAAUUGGGAUACGAUGACAUGCAACAAAGCCACCGAGUAAUCAAACUUAUGUUAAAUCAAUAUUUUCAUCUUUUUGUAAUGUGUCUGUUUGUUUGUUUGUUUGUUGUUUACCGCCGUACUCAGCAAUAUUCCAACUACAUAACGGUGCUCUGUAAAUAGUCGAGUCCGAACCAAACAAUCUAGUGACUGACAUGA